Molecule: messenger RNA, 1056 nt
Organism: Perkinsus marinus ATCC 50983
Lineage: Eukaryota; Perkinsozoa; Perkinsida; Perkinsidae
Exons: 10
Coding region: 1-1056 (351 amino acids)
Biological process (GO): autophagy of mitochondrion; autophagosome assembly; piecemeal microautophagy of the nucleus
Cellular component (GO): phagophore assembly site; extrinsic component of membrane
Molecular function (GO): phosphatidylinositol-3-phosphate binding
Source: RefSeq, a predicted model, not a curated record
AUGCUCGUGUGCAUUGACUACCGAUGCAAACGGGUUAAUUUGAAACGUCUCCGUAGAGGAGAGCGAGCCGAGCUGAUCAAUCUGUUGCCUAUUUUGGAAGGCCUGGAGGGUAUUCGUAGUGCAUCACAGCUGAGUGAGGCGCUGAUUGAGCGAUGGAAGGGAGAUAUGUCGAAAGCGCAGAUGUUGAGGUAUACAAGGUCGGUUUGCCGAAUGACUCCUAUAAGAUCGCUCACCAACAUCACGUGUAGCCUCACUGAGCUCCUAUCUCUGCCCCUAUUACAAUAUCGCUACGCCUCGCCGAUCGAUUCGGUGGCUAGAGACCCUAGGACUGGGAGGCGGCUCGGGUGGUGGAGGCAACUGUCUGAAUUCGCUACGUGUUUGACGGUUGAAUCUCUGACGUCAAUCGAGAGAGCUGUGUCAACCACUCAGACUGUGCUGGAGACAGCAUCGCAGUUGGUGGGGACCAGUGGGGCGUCUACUACUUCCUCUUCCUCUUCGUCGUCGUCGUCGAGUCAUGCGGCGUUGGGAUGGACAGCAGUGGAGUAUGUUGAUGAGAAAGAGGCCAGCGGAGGAAACCGGCUGUCGUCUUCUGUUGUGAUUGAGGACGACUAUGAUGAUGACGAUGAGGAGGAGGAGUGGUUAUCAGUUGAGCGUGGAGCGGUACGAGAUAGGCUUUUCGCACCGAGUGACCGAGUGGAACAACUUCAAUUUGUGACUCAACGAUUGUCGAGAGAAAUUCAGAACGCUGGAAGGGAUGCCCUCAUGGGUCCAUUACAGGAGUAUGCUCAUGGUCGGGCUACAACGGAGAGUGUUGUUGUGUCGAUGGCACGAGGAGUGCCUCUUUGUAUUCUACGUCCAGCCGCAGGGGCAACUGAGGUGGUGUCGGCAGCGUUGCGAACGGCGACGAGCUCUCUUGAUAAGGGCAAGUCGGAACGGGAGCGCGAAAGGAACAAGAUUGUUGUUGUUGUCAAUUCUGAAGGCCCCCCCAUGGGGGUUCAUCUUUGCAUCAUUUGCAAGGCAUUCACGAACACUUGCUUGGUCGUUGGGGAUAUAUAG